Homo sapiens (human) is the source of this 4033-nucleotide messenger RNA. RefSeq names its product ankyrin repeat domain 13B (gene ANKRD13B). Gene Ontology annotation, cellular component: perinuclear region of cytoplasm; plasma membrane; early endosome. Bases 65 to 2290 code for a protein of 741 amino acids. The record is from RefSeq and is a predicted model, not a curated record. Gene Ontology annotation, biological process: negative regulation of receptor internalization. Gene Ontology annotation, molecular function: ubiquitin-modified protein reader activity. The transcript has 14 exons. NCBI's taxonomy places the organism in Eukaryota, Metazoa, Chordata, Mammalia, Primates, Hominidae.
CUCUCUCCCCAUCAUCCCCACAUCCCCGUAUCCCGCGCCGGCCGCUCGGGCUGAGGGCCGGGCUAUGCAGCUGUGGGGACCCGGGGGCUGCGGGCGCGCGUCCCUGCGGCGGCGUCCCCGGGGCCCGCGUCCCGUGCGCCCCCGCGCCCGCUGCGGGCGCCUGCUCCCUCCGCCGAGCGGCGUCUUUGUGUGCGGGGGUGUGGGAGGCGAGCGCGAGUCCGCGCAGCGCCGCCGAGUGCCCGCUCCCUCCCAGGGCGGGUGGGGGCCUCUCCGCGCCGCCCGCCGCCGCCGCCUCGCGAGGACGCCCGUCGCCCGCGCCGCCCGCACCGCGCCGGGCGCGCCGCCCCCGCCCGCCGCCGCUCGCACAUGCCCGAGCCGCAGCCCCGCGAGCAGGCAGCGCCGGCCCCCCGCCCCGCGGCCCCGGGCCCCGGCUCCGGCGCCGUCCCUCCUCCCCGGCCGGGCGCCGCGGCCCCGGCAUGAGGAGCGGGCGAUGAUCCCCGCCAACGCCUCCGCCAGGAAGGGGCCCGAGGGCAAGUAUCCGCUGCACUACCUCGUGUGGCACAACCGCCACCGCGAGCUGGAGAAGGAGGUCCGCGCGGGCCAGGUGGACAUCGAGCAGCUGGAUCCCCGCGGCCGGACUCCCCUGCACCUGGCCACCACGCUGGGGCACCUUGAGUGUGCCCGUGUGCUCCUGGCGCACGGCGCAGACGUGGGCAGGGAGAAUCGCAGCGGCUGGACAGUGCUCCAGGAGGCUGUGAGUACCCGGGACCUGGAGCUGGUGCAGCUGGUGCUUCGGUACCGGGACUACCAGCGGGUGGUGAAGCGGCUGGCGGGCAUCCCCGUGCUCCUGGAGAAGCUGCGCAAGGCCCAGGACUUCUACGUGGAGAUGAAAUGGGAGUUCACUAGCUGGGUGCCCCUGGUGUCCAAGAUCUGCCCUAGUGACACCUACAAAGUGUGGAAGAGCGGCCAGAACCUGAGGGUAGACACCACACUCCUGGGCUUUGACCACAUGACCUGGCAGCGAGGGAACCGCAGCUUUGUCUUCAGGGGCCAAGACACAAGCGCCGUGGUCAUGGAGAUUGACCACGACCGCCGGGUGGUGUACACAGAGACUCUGGCACUGGCUGGGCAGGACCGGGAGCUGCUGCUGGCUGCUGCUCAGCCCACUGAGGAACAGGUGCUGAGCCGGCUUACCGCGCCCGUCGUCACCACUCAGCUUGACACCAAGAAUAUCUCCUUUGAGAGGAACAAGACUGGCAUCCUGGGCUGGCGCAGUGAAAAGACGGAGAUGGUGAAUGGGUAUGAAGCUAAGGUGAGGCUGCAGCUCCCAGCUGCCAGCCCAGCUGCACUCUUGCCUACAGCAAGCUGUACAGGGGAUUCUGACCUCCCUUCCCCAGCCCUGGAGGUGUAUGGGGCAUCUAACGUGGAGCUCAUCACCCGCACACGGACAGAACAUCUUUCAGAACAGCACAAGGGCAAGGUCAAAGGCUGUAAGACACCUUUGCAGUCCUUCCUGGGAAUCGCUGAGCAGCACGGGGGCCCCCAAAAUGGGACCCUGAUCACUCAGACUCUGAGCCAAGCCAACCCCACUGCCAUCACUGCAGAAGAAUACUUCAACCCCAACUUUGAGCUGGGCAACCGUGAUAUGGGCCGCCCCAUGGAACUGACCACCAAGACACAGAAGUUCAAGGCCAAGCUGUGGCUGUGUGAGGAGCAUCCCCUGUCCCUGUGUGAGCAGGUGGCCCCCAUCAUUGACCUCAUGGCCGUCAGCAAUGCGCUUUUUGCCAAGCUCCGGGACUUCAUCACCCUGCGUCUGCCUCCUGGCUUCCCAGUUAAGAUUGAAAUCCCGAUCUUCCACAUCCUCAACGCCCGCAUCACCUUCGGGAACCUCAACGGCUGCGACGAACCGGUGCCAUCGGUGCGAGGCAGCCCCAGCAGCGAGACGCCUUCCCCAGGCAGCGACUCCUCCAGCGUCAGCAGCUCCAGCUCCACGACCUCCUGCCGCGGCUGCGAGAUCUCCCCAGCGUUGUUCGAGGCCCCGCGCGGCUACAGCAUGAUGGGCGGCCAGCGGGAGGCGGCGACCCGGGACGACGACGACGACCUGCUGCAAUUCGCCAUCCAGCAGAGCCUGCUUGAGGCGGGCAGUGAGUAUGACCAGGUCACCAUCUGGGAGGCGCUAACCAACAGCAAGCCAGGCACCCACCCCAUGUCCUACGAGGGUCGCCGACAGGACAGGUCAGUGCCCGCUGGGCCGGAGAGAAUCCUCCGGAGAGGAUCCUGUCUCCCCUAAGCCAGGACACAGCCGGAGAACCCGCGGGGCCCUCGGCAGGGACCCUCCUGGUAUCGGGAUGGCUUCUGCCACCACUCCUGCCUCCGAGGCGGCAGGCAGGGGUCAGGGAUCCAGGCUUCACCGCGGAGUUCAGACUCUCCCCAGGCAUUGACGGGGAGAACUUGGUAGGGUCUGGGCUCCGCCACGACCAGGUGGGGGCCAGGACGCCGCGGGACUGACCGCCUCCACUAGAGGGUGGUGGCCGCGGGCCGCCCUGGAGCCUCCACGCCGUGUCCCGGCCCCGGCCGGUGGGUGGGUGCGCCCGGGAGCCCGCGACAUUCCUUCCCCACCCCCAGGAGCGCCCCGCCCACGCCGCAGCGCCAGCCUGCGCCCCCGGCGUCAGUGCCCAGCCCUCGGCCCAGCUCAGGGCCAGGUUCCGGCGGCCACGUGUUCCGGAGCUACGACGAGCAGCUGCGGCUGGCGAUGGAACUGUCGGCGCAGGAGCAGGAGGAGAGGCGGCGGCGCGCGCGCCAGGAGGAGGAGGAGCUGGAGCGCAUCCUGAGGCUCUCACUGACCGAGCAGUAGCGCCCCCUGCCGGGACCCUCGCCAGCGCCACGCGCGCCACGCCCAGGGCCAGGAGCCAGACAAACCCCGGCCUGCGCGCCUGCAGAGCGGCGGCUGGAGACUGGAGCCACCGCCUCGCGGGUGCAGCAGCACAGCAGGCACGGUUCGGGGAGGGAUUCGGCAUGGCCGCGGGGUACCUUCCCAGGCCAGGGCCCUGGAGGCAACUGGCACGGCCUGGUCCCCCUGCUUUGCUGUAUUCUGAUUCCCCAACCCGCUCCCCUGGGCUCAGAUCUGUCCUGUCCUAGGGCGGAGCCAGGCGGUCCUGAGGGGGAGAUGAAUCCUUAGAGGAGCGCUGUCCCUAUCCCUUGCUCCUUCUGGCCGGUCCGCAUUUCUGUUCACUAACCCCACUCCAGGACACUGCCCCUGAAGCCUUUGCAUCUCUGCUCUUCACUCCUGGGGGGCAGCUGAGCUCCCCGCGUGCUGUGUCACUGCUUUGUUCCAGACACAAACCAGCACGUCUAGGGCCCAGCCCCUCCCCCACCCCGGCAUUUCAGCGUCAAGUGCACUUAGCGGGGUACCCGGCUCCCCCAGCCCCCACACCCGUCCUGGGUCUCAGGGUGGUUCCAGCUUCUCCUUGGGCAGCCAGAAGUUGGAGUCCCAUCCCCCAAGGCACAUUUUUUUUUUUUUUUUUUUGUGAUCAGGGAGUGUGUCCAACGUAGCCCCCUGGCCUGUGCAAGCCCUGACUCCCUCAUGGUGCCUCGGAGAGUGGGGAGCAUAUUGGGCUGGGGUAAGCACUAGACCCAAGUAGACUGGACACAAAGGGCUCGCCCAGGGCCCUGGCGCCACCCCCACCCCUUCCCACCAGCUGCUGCUAGCCUCUGUGGUUGUACAUCCCACUUGCCCCCACACGGAGACUGACUCUAAAACCCUUCAUCCAAUGGUGCUAACCCCCGGCUCUCCCCUGCCCCACCUCACCCACCCAGAGAAGCACAGACCCCGCCAGGGGCAGGGGCCCACCGCACACCCUUGUCCCGGGCCUGUCUGGGACUGGCCUUCCCGGCUCAGCCAGUGAGGCUCAGAAGGGACACAAAGAGGGAUGGAAGAAAAGAACAAAGAGAAACUGUUCCUCCCACCCCCUUCCCUGAUGCCAGGGGCACCAGACUGAUUCUGAGGCACAAAUAAAAGAGGCUUCAUACCGGA